Pleurotus ostreatus (oyster mushroom) is the source of this 621-nucleotide messenger RNA. It is a transcript of the gene PSF1, whose product is annotated as DNA replication protein psf1. The transcript has a single exon. NCBI's taxonomy places the organism in Eukaryota, Fungi, Basidiomycota, Agaricomycetes, Agaricales, Pleurotaceae. Gene Ontology annotation, cellular component: GINS complex. The record is from RefSeq and is a predicted model, not a curated record. Bases 1 to 621 code for a protein of 206 amino acids. Gene Ontology annotation, biological process: DNA strand elongation involved in mitotic DNA replication; DNA replication.
AUGGCUGAGGCGCGUCAAUUUGGGGACCUCGCCACUCAACUUGUACUGGAAUCCCGCCGUUCUACAGCCACAGAUACUCUCCUAAAAUAUAACGAUCCGCUCGUCAGGUCAAUCAUCCGAGAACAACGAGAUCUUGAACGCGCCGCCGAUCCUCUCGUUCUACAAAGCCUUGAUGCUCCUGAAGGGACGCCGCCACCCCCAGGACUCAUCAUAAUUCAAACUGCUAUCAACCGAAACAAGCGAUGUCUACUUGCCUAUCACUCCCAUCGCGUCGAACGAUUUCGUGACAUGUAUUGGGCUGUCGGGGGAGCUCUGCCGCAUAUACUUUCUAACGCCGAUAUUCGAUCGAAGCUAUCCCCCCACGAAGUCGAUUAUCUUAGGCAAUACCAUGAUAGUGUGAUGGAGUACAGAGCCGACCUUGGGACAAACGAGCUGGAUAUUAUGGCGGGCAUCGAGCGACCAAUCAAAGAUCUGAAUGUGCUGGUAAAGGUGGUAAAGGAUUGUGGGGUCAUUCAGACGGAGCUGGGGAGUAUCGAUUUCAAGAAGGGGCAGAGGUUCAUGGUCAGACGGGCGGACAUCGAGCAUCUAAUCGUUCAAGGUUACCUCGAGGAGAUCGUGUAA